UGGAUAUUGGCUACAAGUGCCAAUAUCCCGCCGCCGUCUAAACCCAAUACCCAAGGCCGCAAGCAGAGGAAGACAUGGAUUCGACGUCGUUUGGGGAGGUCAAGGCUCAAGACGAGGAUGCGAAAAAAGUCCAUACAAUACGAGAAGUUUGGCCAAGGAAGUUGUGCAAUGCAAUAGCAAUUAGUUAGGAGGCUCCUUCCCCUUCUCCGUAUGAACCCAAAUGAAUUUGAUUACAAUUCAAACCUUAGUGAAUAAAACAUUACUCUCCCCACUUCGAUUGAUUUCAUCUGUCGCGACAGCAGACAAGGCGUCGAAUUUUUCCUUCAGCAAAGUUGAAACUUCCUCUCUACUCGAUCCUCUACAGUUACUCAAUGAUUAUGUAAAAUCAAGAAAAUGCUCUUUGAAAAACACCAAAGUUAUGCACGCAAAGUUGCUCAGGGCAACUCUUCUUCAUUCCAGUAUCUAUGUUACAAAUUCUUUGCUAGAUUGCUACUCAAAGUCUGGUGCUAUGGACAAUGCACUCAAGUUAUUUGAUAAAAUGCUCCACCUAAAUGUCAUUUCUUGGAAUAUCAUGAUCUCGGGUUUCAACCAAAACUUCUUAUUUUUGGAGUCGUGGAGAACAUUUUGCAGGAUGCAUUUCUUGGGGUUCGAACCCAGCGAGAUAACAUAUGGGAGUGUUUUAUCGGCUUGUGCUGCCAUGCAAGCUCCAAUGUUUGGUAAGCAGAUUUAUUCACUUGUAGUGAGAAAUGGGUCUUUUGUCAAUGGUUACGUUCGAGCAGGGAUGAUCGAUUUAUUUGCUAAAGAUUCCAGUUUUCCGGAUGCUCUAAGGGUGUUUAAUGACGUGGAUUGUGAGAAUGUGGUGUGUUGGAAUGCCAUUGUCUCUGCAGCUGUAAGAAAUGGUGAGAAUUCGGUGGCUUUGGAUCUUUUCAACACAAUGUGUAGUGGGUUUUUGGAGCCUAAUAGUUUCACAUUUUCCAGUGUUCUAACUGCGUGUGCUGCAGUUGAAGAUCUUGAAUUUGGUAAAAGAGUUCAGGGGAGAGUGAUUAAAUGUGGCGGAGAAGAUGUCUUUGUAGAGACAGCCCUGAUUGAUUUGUACGCCAAGUGUGGAGAUAUCGAUGAAGCUGUUAAGACAUUCUUGCAGAUGCCCAUUCGCAAUGUGGUCUCCUGGACUGCCAUAAUAUCUGGUUUUGUUCAGAAGAAUGAUUGUUUUAUGGCCCUCAAAGUUUUUAAAGAUAUGAGAAAUUUGGGAGAAGAAAUUAACAGCUACACAGUUACUAGCGUGUUAACUGCAUGUGCUAAUCCAGCCAUGAGAAAAGAAGCAAUCCAACUCCACUCCUGGAUUCUAAAAGCUGGAUUUUUGUCAUAUGCAGUGGUGGUAUCUGCUUUAAUUAACAUGUAUUCAAAAAUAGGAACUAUCGAUCUUUCUAUGAUGGUUUUUAGAGAGAUUGACGAUCAAAGGAAUCUCAGUUCUUGGGCAGCUAUGAUAACUUCAUUUGCACAGAAUAUGGAUAAAGAGAAAGCAAUUGAACUGUUUCAAAAGAUGUUACAGGAAAGUAUAGGACCAGAUACAUUUUGUACUUCCAGUGUCUUGAGUGUGACAGACUGUAUUACUUUUGGGAGACAGAUACACUGCUACACACUUAAAACUGGAUUAAUAUUUGAUGUUUCUGUUGGCAGUUCUCUUUUCACAAUGUAUUCCAAAUGUGGCUAUCUAGAGGAAGCUUUUCAGUUUUUUGAAAACAUGCCAAAGAAGGACAGUGUUUCAUGGGCAUCAAUGAUUUCCUGUUUUUCAGAACAUGGCUAUGCAAAAGAGGCCAUUCAUUUAUUUAGAAAAAUGUUGUUCGAAGAAUAUGUACCUGAUCAUAUUACUUUAAGUGCAGUCCUAACUGUAUGUUCUGUUCUUCAUUCUAUUCAAAUAGGUAGAGAAAUUCAUGGUUACUCGGUUCGUGUGGGACUUGGCAAAGAUGUAGCUAUUGGUGGUCCGCUUGUGACGAUGUACUCGAAAUGUGGAAACCUGGAACUGGCUAGGAGGGUGUUUGAAACAUUGCCCCAGAAGGAUCAAAUUGCAUGCUCUUCAUUGGUUUCAGGAUAUGCUCAGCACAAGCGCAUUCAAGAGGCACUUUCUUUAUUCUGUGAUCUGCUGGUGCCUGGUUUAGCCAUUGAUCCCUUCUCAGUCUCAUCCAUACUGGGAGCCAUUGCAGUUUUGGAUAGGCCUGGCAUUGGGGCUCAACUCCAUGCACUCAUAAUGAAAGUAGGCUUGGAGAAAGAUGUUUCUGUUGGGAGUUCGCUGGUAAUGGUAUACUCCAAAUGUGGAAGUAUAGAAGACUGCUGCAAGGCAUUUGAGCAGAUUGGAAAACCUGAUUUGAUUGGCUGGACCGCCAUGAUUGUGAGUUAUGCUCAGCAUGGGAAAGGUGCAGAGGCUUUAUGUGUCUAUGAACUUAUGAAGAAAGAAGGAAUCAAGCCUGAUCCAGUCACCUUUGUUGGAGUUUUGUCUGCUUGUAGCCAUAAUGGUUUGGUUGAUGAAGCUUAUUUUCACCUCAAUUCAAUGGUGAAAGACUAUGGAAUACAGCCAGGGUAUCGACAUUAUGCUUGUAUGGUAGAUCUGCUUGGUCGGUGUGGGAGACUGAAAGAGGCAGAAGAACUGAUUAACAAUAUGCCAAUUGAACCUGAUGCUCUCAUCUGGGGAACGCUUCUAGCUGCUUGUAAAGUACAUGGAGAUAUUGAAUUUGGAAAACUAGCAGCAAAAAAGGUGAUGGAGUUGAAGCCAUGUGAUACUGGUGCUUAUGUCUCUCUUUCCAAUAUCUGUGCUGAUAUGGGCUUGUGGGAAGAAGUCCUGAACAUUAGAAGCCUUAUGAAGGGAGCUGGAGUGACUAAGGAACCUGGUUGGAGCUUUUUGUAAGAUGCUACUAUGCAUAGUUGGUAAGUUCUUAUAGCUAAGGUUUUUCCCUUUUUGUUUGCAUGUCCUGAUUUUAUUGUAAAAGGUCCUUGGCAAGAAUACCAAUUAACUGCAGUUUAAACUAUUGAAGAGAUAGCAAAACAGCAAAUGAUGCAAUGUGCUGACCCUAUUGAUUCUGAUUUCAUCCCAUGUUCUAUUCUGGAAGCCUAGAUCAUUACGACAGACAUUGGAAAAACUUACGAGACAAGCCAAGGCGGAAGGCACUUGGCUAUCAUUUAUGCAGGCAUUGCUUCGUUUUUUGGUACCAAAUAAGAGAAUUCAGCCUAUCAUUUACCAUUAUGGAUCAAGUAAAAUGAAGAAUGCUGAAAUUGCAGAUUGUACUCAGAAGUUGGAAUAUCCGUCAAGUGCAUCAGCUAGUCUUUCUAUUUUGUUGUAGAUUGGCAGAUGCAGAGGAUGGGAGUUUCUUCAUGGCCCGCUACAAAUAAUCGCAUUCUAGGCUAUUUGGGGAAUGUGGAAAUUCCCACCCAUACAAAUACAUCUUCAUUUAGUCCCGGCUUGAGUAAAUUUUGUGAUGGGUGCAGGCGAGUGUAUAGUAAAAUACUCUGAUAAUUUGUCUCAACAUGUUACUUGCGCUCUUUUUAAAGUUAUGUUGUGUAUCAAAUGGAUAAUCAAAUGGCCAUGUUUUCUUACAUGUAGUUCACUGCUAGAAAACUAGGCUUCUUUGUCCAAGGAUGUGAUGCUAUUAUAUAAUUUGGACUCUCACUCUUAUAAGUCGUUCUUCGUUUUGUUUCAUUUUUUCUUGUGGACAGAUUACCGAUCUGGAAAAGGAAAGAGACUUUUACUUUCCAAAGUUAUGGGACAGAGAAAUAUUUUGUCAGAUGCCUGAACUAGAAGACCUCCCGAUGGCAACAGCAAUCAAGAUGAUAUGUAUGCAGCAACUUUGACCAAAACUCAUGUCCCAAUGUUGAGUCCAUAGUUAGAGGGGCUUUGAAGCAGAAAUUUGAGCAGACUUUUGUGACUGCCCCUGCCACUUUAAGGCUCUCCUUCCAUGAUUGUUUUGUUAGAGGGUUUGACACCAUGAUCAAAGCUAAGGCUGCUGUUGAAGGCGUGCCGAGGGUGUAAGAACAAGGUGUCUUCUGCUGAUAUCUUGACUUUGGCUACUAGAGAUGUUGUAGUUUUGGUACGCAAAAAGUGUGCGAGAACUGGUUUCCCCUGUUCAACAAAUUGACGUCUUUAGCAUUUGGGAACGGAAAAAAGGAGUGUAAUGAAGGAAAACAGGGCGAACGGAGGAGGUGGCGGUGGGGGUGUCGAAGUGGGCGGCGGCGUUGCUGUUGCUGGAGGCAGUAGCGAAAAUUCGACACGUCGUUUGCCGGCCCACACUGGCACCUUCAAGUUACAACAAAAUCGAAUUUCUCAAAUCUCAUCACCCGCCGUCCGAUCCGACCCGAGAUAAAGCUGCGGAAGAAACAAAACCCAGUUUUAAGGUUUCAGAAAAGUUGAGAUUGAAGCAGAGAAGAAGAAAAGAAAGGUAAAUAUCCCAAAUCCAAUGUUACUCCACAAUAACGAAACUACUACUCUUUCUUCUUCAGCAGCAAAUUCGUUGGUGGUGGCAUCUCCUGGACACCACCAAAAUUCACAGAUCGUAGACCCGCGUGUUUAACUUUUAAUUUGAAGUUUAUCUUUUAGAAUCGAAAGUCUAGAGGAUGCAAGUUUGGGGGUUUAAACUUUAUUUAUUCUAGCAAUUUAUAACUAUUAU
Messenger RNA from Momordica charantia (bitter melon), 4652 nucleotides. It is a transcript of the gene OTP87, whose product is annotated as pentatricopeptide (PPR) repeat-containing protein. Gene Ontology annotation, biological process: RNA modification. The record is from RefSeq and is a predicted model, not a curated record. NCBI's taxonomy places the organism in Eukaryota, Viridiplantae, Streptophyta, Magnoliopsida, Cucurbitales, Cucurbitaceae. Gene Ontology annotation, molecular function: protein binding; RNA binding.